Messenger RNA from Cucurbita moschata (crookneck pumpkin), 1273 nucleotides. Its product is annotated as chromoplast-specific carotenoid-associated protein, chromoplastic-like. NCBI's taxonomy places the organism in Eukaryota, Viridiplantae, Streptophyta, Magnoliopsida, Cucurbitales, Cucurbitaceae. The coding region runs from base 101 to 1063 and encodes 320 amino acids. The record is from RefSeq and is a predicted model, not a curated record. The transcript is spliced from 3 exons.
AUUGGAAUGGUAUUUGAGACGUAGCUGUUGUGGAAGUCCUCGUCUUUCAAUUUGUGCUGUGUGUUUGUUUGUCUGAGUUCGGUAAAAUAGAGAGAAAAAAAUGGCGUUUGUUUCUCAAUUCAAUCAACUUCCGUGCAAGACUCUCUCACUGAAUCCACCGCAACCUCAGCCGAUUUCUAAGCCAUCGAUUUUCCCCAUCAGCUCGAUUGGGGCCGGAGCCAGAGUAGCGGCGGGGAAGUCGGCAAUCUCGGCUAGACCUGCGUUCAAGAUCCGUGCGGUGGGGAACGAUGACGAGUGGGGGGAGGAGAAGGUGGAGCCUUACGAUGAUGGUUCGGCUGUUGCGGUCGCUGAAGAGGAGCCUCUGGAGCAAUCGGAGAUCUAUAAACUGAAGAAGGCGUUGGUGGACUCGUUUUACGGGACCGAUCGUGGAUUAAGAGCGUCUAGCGAAACUAGAGCGGAGAUUGUGGAGCUGAUUACGCAACUGGAAGCGAAGAACCCUACACCAGCUCCUACGGAGGCCCUAACUCUGCUCAACGGCAAAUGGAUUCUCGCGUACACAUCGUUCUCGGGUCUGUUCCCAUUGUUGUCUAGGAGUACAUUUCCAUUGGUGAAAGUGGAAGAAAUUUCACAGACAAUUGAUUCAGAGAGCUUCACUGUUCAAAACUCUGUCCAGUUUUCUGGCCCUCUGGCUACCACUUCCAUUAGUACUAAUGCAAAGUUUGAAGUUCGAAGUCCUCAGCGCGUACAGAUCAAGUUUGAAGAAGGCGUCAUUGGGACACCCCAGCUGACGGAUUCAAUAGUGAUACCAGAGAAUGUGGAGUUUCUUGGACAAAAGAUCGAUCUUUCACCAUUCAAUGGCAUCAUAUCCUCCAUCCAAAACACUGCUUCAAAUGUGGCGAAGACAAUUUCUAGCCAACCACCAAUCAAGUUCUCGAUCCCAAACACGAAACCAGAGUCGUGGUUGCUAACUACUUAUCUCGACGAAGAUCUUCGAAUUUCACGGGGAGAUGUUGGUAGUGUGUUCGUACUCAUCAAGGAAGGCAGCGCUCUCUUAUCACCCUGAUCAAAUACUAUUAUUGUCUUUGCUAAGGGAAUGUUGUUUAAAGGGUUCAUAGGAAAACUAAAUUGUUAUCUAAAGAUGGUGUAGCAAGUGUUGUAGUUGAACCACAUAUAGUAAAUGGUAUCGCCUGCUGUUUAAAUGGCCAGCUUCAGUUAGCCAUGCCUUCUUUUACAUUGUAGUCACUUAACAUUUGGAUCGAAGUGGUAGUGGAAA